Messenger RNA from Paramecium sonneborni, 702 nucleotides. NCBI's taxonomy places the organism in Eukaryota, Ciliophora, Oligohymenophorea, Peniculida, Parameciidae. The record is from the annotation of a GenBank genome assembly.
AUGAAUUCAGUUUAGCAUGAUACGAUCAAAGCAAAUUUGGAUUACGAUGAACAGACAAUCAAAGAGUUGAAAAGUCAUUUUAAUGCAAUUAUUGAUGUUGAGAGGAAAAGAUAUAAUGUGUACAAUGAAUUGUGUAAAACUCUAGAAUAAAUGUAAAAAGAGAGAGAAAAGAUUUUCAAACUAAAAGAAAUAUAUAUGGAACUUGGUAAAGCUUUUUUUAAUGUUAUUUAAAAAUUAAAAAAGGAUGAUGAUCCAUCUGAUUUCGGUUUCUUAAAAUUAUUAGAAAAAAGAAUAAUACCAAGUUUAAAUGGACAUUUGGAAUAAAUUAAAUAAGUUAGACAGAAUCUUUAAUAAUACAUUUUAAAAAAUACAUUAGAAUUAGAGUGGAAUGAGAAAAGAGCAAUUGCUAAAUCUAAAAAUGAUGAAAAAUUAUCAAAAAUAGAAAGAACUCAUGAUGAAGCAAAAAGAGAUAAAUAUUAUGCAUCAUAAACGUUGUCUCAAAAUUAUUAAACUUAUGUAAAUGAUAAAAAUUAAGAAAUGAAGUCUAUGUUUAAGCAUUUUUUAAAUGGAUUAUUGGAUAUCAGUGCAACUGGAUUAACUGAAUAUGCUAAUGUGGCUUAGAAAAUUCAUUAUACAUCUGAAAAAAAAGAGACAGAAGAAUUUAUUGCAAAAAUGUUGGGUAAUUAGAAACAAAAAAGAUGA